CGAGGAGGAACGAGGUUGUAGGCCUGUGUAGACCGGCGGUGGCUCAUGACCGACGUGCACGCACCGCAGAAGCAUCCGUUGCGUAACGGAUCGACGGAGAGAGAGAGAGAGAGAGAGAGUGUGAGACGUGGUGGAAAAACAAGAGUACGCCCGAUCAGCGCUUAUCUGCGAUUCACGCGAUAAUUAUUGUGAAGUGCCCCGCGGACGCAGAAUCGGACCGGGACGACUGACCUGGUCCGCGAGCGAAGUGCAAAGGCUCGACCGCAUACACGAUAUAUUGGUUAAGUUAAGCGUUGCGCGGGAUGGUGCAUCACUCCGAAAGAGCUCCGAUCUAGCCCGCGGGAUUCGCGUUUGAGGUACGAGUUGCACAAGUUAAAUUGGAUUGACCAACUACAUAUCUCAAUCAUGUUGCAAAACGUGAAUAAGGAACUGGCCCCUAUAAAAUCACAUUAUUUUCUUUACAAUGCUGCAACGGGGCCAAUGGUACAGUUUUUGCCAACAAUUGGAAAGCAGUUGGGCUUCUCCGCGACGGUGGUCGGUACAAUAUACACAGUAUUACCAAUUUCCGGUCUGAUCGCGAAGCCGCUGUUCGGCAGUCUGGCUGACAAGUUCAGAUUGCACAAAACAUUAUUCUUGAUAUUUGAAGUUAUAUUAGCAGUAGCGUUUUUCUCUAUUUAUUUCAUUCCUGGAAUGGAUAGGAGUGCAAAAGUUAGUCUUAUCUGUGACAAGGAUCUGCCAUACUUGAAGAUUUGUCCGCAGAUAGAAUUCUCAAAAAAAGCGUUAAACGCUGUAAUUGAAAAUUUGCAUAUUGACACUGCCUGCCAGUUGUCUUGUAAAGGAGUAUCUCAGGGUUUUUUAGAGCUCUCUGGCAAAAAUGUAUCUGCAAACAGCACAUUUGAAUUCGGUGUAGGAUUCGAUUUAUAUCAAGACUUAUUUACAAAGAACUGCGUGGACGUAAGGGUGCGCACAUUUCUCGAUGGCACUGCACACGUGCCGGUAUGUGGAGACCGGCUAAGGACUUGGUGCACGGCAAUUUGCCACAAUAACAGUGCGUUCAAUCAUCUUCUGCAGGAGGCGAAGGAUUCGCGAAGUGAUAUGAAACAUUCUACUUAUCAGUUCUAUUUAUUUCUAUGGGCGGCCAUCAUCAGUUGGGUUGGAAUGGCCGUUGUAGUUAGUAUAGCCGAUGCCAUCUGCUUCGAUCUUCUUGGUAACGAAAGAAGAAAAGAUUAUGGGAAACAGAAGAUGUGGGGCAGCAUUGGUUUUGGUAUUUUUGGUAUAAGUGCUGGCUACCUGAUAGAUCUUUCCAGCAAGGGACAAUACGAAAAAGAUUACACUUGUAUAUUUUAUAUUAUGCUAGUGGCUAUGAUCGCCGACAUUGUAGUUUCUGCAACAUUAAAAAAGAAAAAUCCAGAAUGCUCUGCGGACGAGCCGUCGCUAUUUCGGGAACUAUUAAGCGUUAUCAGAGAAGGAAGGGUAUUGGUGUUUGCCUGGUGGUGCGUGGGUGCCGGAAUGUGCACAAGUGUCAUUUGGAACUUUUUGUUCUGGUACAGCGAGGUCCUAACAACCAGCUCUCAUUUCACAUGGAUUAAAACUCUGCAGGGUCUGAUGACUGGUGUUCAGUGUUUCCUAGGAGAAUUACCUUUCAACUUCAUAUCGGGUAGCGUGCUGAAAAAACUUGGUCACGUUAACGUCAUGAGCCUCGUAUUGCUCAUCUAUGCAAUUAGAUUUAUGGCAUAUAGCAUUAUAUCGAAUGCCUGGCUGUUUUUAAUUCUUGAAUUGCUUCACGGACCUUCGUUUGGUCUAUGUUGGCCGACAAUGGUAUCCUAUGGUGACAAAGUGACACCAUCCGGUACAAAAGCCACAAUGCAGGGAUUCAUUGGUGCUGUUUUUGAAGGAAUUGGAGUGGCAAGUGGUAGCUUCAUAUGUGGUUGGUUAAUAGAUUCUUAUGGAGGUGUUGUAGCUUUGAGAACUUUUUCAGUGGGUGCUCUUUUGUGGUUAGGCGGUUUUUGGUUGAUGGAACUUUUCCUAAGGAAAUUGAAAGCCUAUCCGCUAUACCGAGGACAUAAUCAUCUCGCGAAUUAUGCCAAUCCAGACGACGCUAUUCUUAUGACGAUAAGUCAAGAAUUACAAACUUAUUAAUAGAGCAAUUUUUAUACAUAAUUAACAUAAUUUUAUAAUUUAUCAAUACAUUUAUAUUGAUAAAUCAAUGAAAGUGUUACAUUGUACGAUUGAAAUUGACAAUUGAUUUUUCACUGCAUUUCAAAGAAAUAAUUGUCUUUCAUCACAUCGAUAUUUUGACUUUUUAUCAUAUUCAAAAGAAAUUCAGUAUUAUAUAUAUAUCAUCAUAUAAAUAUGAAAAAAAUGUGUAAAUUAUAUCGCAUCGUCAUUGUAAUAUAUACUUUUUUAGAACUA
This is a messenger RNA of Solenopsis invicta (red fire ant), 2412 nucleotides long. RefSeq names its product major facilitator superfamily domain-containing protein 6 (gene Sugb). The transcript has 10 exons. NCBI's taxonomy places the organism in Eukaryota, Metazoa, Arthropoda, Insecta, Hymenoptera, Formicidae. Gene Ontology annotation, cellular component: membrane. Bases 406 to 2139 code for a protein of 577 amino acids. The record is from RefSeq and is a predicted model, not a curated record.